GGCUUAUACAAAUAAAUUUAUUAUUGCAGAGCGAGUCCCCUAAACAACUUGUAUCAGUUUAUCAAUCUUAAAAUCUCAACAAUUUACAUAAAGUUUGCGAAUGCAGCUUGAUGAACUGUAAAGAAUUUGAAAGUUUCGACCUUUGGUUUUGUUUUUUUGAGCAUUUGGUUUCUCCAGAAUCUCCCGGGAGUAUCGGCUCAUCAGACCUACAGCCGUAAAGAAUGAAAGUCUGAUUUAACCAACAGGGGGCGUCUCCUCUCGCGUUCCGGCGCGAUGGGAGGAGGAGGUAUUGGGGAUCUCCUCCUAGACAACAAACCCACAUUGAAAGCGGGGCGCAGGGAUUACCUCACGCUGCGUGCGGAGGAUAAAACGGAGGCGGCGGCUUCGCUUCGGUGCUUUUCUGCAGCGGACGCCAGCGGAGCAUCAUGCCGAGCCGCGACGCGCGGAGCGCAGGAACUCAGCUGAUCGAUCAAAUCCGCUCCCACUGAUGUUUUCCUGCUCACAGGGAGUUUCAUGAUGGAAAAGUGAUUUUUGAGGGAUUCUGGACACGCAGUUUUGGAGACCGCCGGCGCGUAAAGUUGCCUCCUCUCCGCUCCGUGUGCGCGCUGAUCCCGCGGCUCGCCAUGGAUCAGCCUCAGCAGUGCGCUGCCGUGUGUCUGCUGAUGCUGUCUCUUGGACUCCUGAUGGACAGAGCGAUCUGUCAGCACUUUUUCCUUCUCCGCCCGAUCCCCAGUGACAGUCUGCCGGUGGUGGAUUUAAAGGAGGACCCAGAUCCGGCCUUUGACCCCAAGGAGCGGGACCUUAACGAGACCGAGCUCCGGAGCAUCCUGGGAGACUUUGACGGCCGCCUGCUGUCCGUGUCGCUCCCCGUGGAGGACAAACACUCCGGCUCCGACGAGUCGGAUCACUUCGACAUCCUAAAGGCGGGCGGAGUUCUGCCGAAGGAGAUCCGGGCGGUGGACUUCGACGUGCAGAUCGGCAAGAAACACAAGCCGAGCAAGAAGCUGAAGCGGCGGCUGCAGCAGUGGCUGUGGGCCUACACCUUCUGCCCGGUGGUCCACACCUGGACCGACCUCGGCUGCAGGUUCUGGCCUCGGUACGUCCGGGUCGGCGGCUGCGUCAGCAAAAGGUCGUGUUCCGUUCCGGAGGGGAUGGUCUGCAGACCCGCCAACUCGACCCACCUGACGGUGCUGCGGUGGCGCUGCGUGCAGCGGAAGGGCGGGCUGAAAUGCGCCUGGAUCCCGGUGCAGUACCCGGUCAUCACGGACUGCAAGUGUUCCUGCUCCAGCUAGGACUGCUGGGAACUCUAACUUAUAAGCUCGGUCAUUUUAUCCUCUUUCUCCCCCCACCUGCACUACAGAGUGUAAGAAUGUAUUUCUGUACAUGCGUGGCCAACUUCCUGUACAAAGUCAGUAUUAUUUGUAACCAGAGUCUACUUUAUUUGUGCAGAAUAUUGCUUUUAUAUAUUUUGUAUUUAUGGAGAAGUGGCGCACAGAGGCACGCACGGACUUUGUGUUGGACGAAGCGGAUCAACCUCAGAGUUGAACUAUUGAUUAUUGAUACAGUCAUGUUUUAUCCUGUAAAUUUGGGAAAUGUACUAUUUAUUCUUUAUAUUCUUACAAUAAAACGACACAGACAUGAUUAUGAAA
Messenger RNA from Poecilia latipinna (sailfin molly), 1649 nucleotides. RefSeq names its product noggin 1 (gene nog1). Gene Ontology annotation, biological process: negative regulation of cell differentiation; negative regulation of BMP signaling pathway; osteoblast differentiation. The record is from RefSeq and is a predicted model, not a curated record. Bases 624 to 1292 code for a protein of 222 amino acids. NCBI's taxonomy places the organism in Eukaryota, Metazoa, Chordata, Actinopteri, Cyprinodontiformes, Poeciliidae. The transcript has a single exon.